Messenger RNA from Aspergillus ibericus CBS 121593, 1080 nucleotides. RefSeq names its product aldose 1-epimerase. The transcript has 2 exons. Bases 84 to 1076 code for a protein of 330 amino acids. Gene Ontology annotation, molecular function: aldose 1-epimerase activity; carbohydrate binding. The record is from RefSeq and is a predicted model, not a curated record. NCBI's taxonomy places the organism in Eukaryota, Fungi, Ascomycota, Eurotiomycetes, Eurotiales, Aspergillaceae. Gene Ontology annotation, biological process: glucose metabolic process; beta-D-galactose catabolic process via UDP-galactose, Leloir pathway.
UGGCACCGCUUAUAUCGAACGUCUCGCUCUUUUCUUCAUCAUUCGUAGGUAAAUCGGGGCUAUUAUUCACUACUACUAUCACCAUGGGAGACAAAACCUCAGCCAAGUUCUCGUCCUUGGGCGCCAUCAUCCAGGAAUUCAAUGUGGACGGACAGAACAUCGUGCAAGGGUUCUCCACGAAAGAGCUCUACGAGAAACACAACUCGCCCUGGUUCGGCGCGAACAUUGGACGGGUCGCCAACCGGAUCAAGGAUGGCAUCAUUCGCAACCUCAAUGGCCGGGAGUACCAGCUUGAGAAGAAUGACCCGCCCAAUGCGCUGCACGGGGGAAGUCAGGGAUGGGGCCGCCGCGAGUUCGAAGGCCCGACGGUGUUGAGCCGCAAUGGCCAGAAUACGCUGCUGUACACGUAUCUGAGCCCCCAUGAUGAAGCAGGGUACCCGGGGACGGUGGAGUUGAGGGUCUUUUAUACCACGAGUGAGGAAGUGGAGAAUGGCAGCACCAAGUCCGUGCUGCACAUCGAGUAUGAGGCUGAACUGGUGGGCGAUGAGUGCGAGGAGACGGUCAUCAACUUGACCAACCAUAGCUAUUUCAACAUUGGCGGCGGCGCCACCACCGAAGGCACCAUCGCCAAACUCGCUACCCAAGAUUACCUCCCCCUUGAGAGCGGCAUUCCCCUGGGCCCCGUCGAGCCGUAUCCCAGCGACGUCACCAAGGACUUUACCUUUGGCCCGCACAACCAAUUCGACGACGUCUUCAUCAUGGAGCGCGAGAUCGCCCGGGUACCGCUGGAUACGCGCGGCGAGCCCCUCCAACUCCUAGCGGAGUUCCAGCACCCGGACACGCUCCUGCAUCUGCAGGUACACAGCACGGAGCCGGCGUUCCAAUUUUACACGGGACAGGGCAUCGACGUGCCUGAGACGGACGGGCACCCGAGCCGGGGCCCAUUUGCGGGUUUCUGCAUCGAGCCCAGUCGAUUUGUCAAUGCGAUCAACGAGCCGGCGUGGCGGCACACGGUGGUGCUGAAGAAGGGGGCCAAAUACGGCAGCACAAUUGUGUAUAAAGCCUGGAGGGAGUGAAGUG